AUGAAGAUUAAGACUAGAACUAUCCGCGGACAAAAGAAGGACGCUCUUCUCCAACAGCUGGAGGAGCAGAAGAACGAGCUUGCCUCGCUCCGCGUUUCUAAGGUCACCGGAGGAGCCGCUUCAAAGUUGAGCAAGAUUCGCGUCGUCCGUAAGAACAUCGCUCGCAUCUUGACGGUUGUCAACCAAACGCAAAAGCAGGAGCUUAGAAAGUUCUAUGCUGAUCAUAAGUACAAGCCAAUCGACUUGCGCUACAAGAAGACUCGCGCCAUCCGCAGACGUUUGACAGCUCACGAGGCCAGCCUUCGCAAUUCAAAGCAGCAGGCCAAGAGCAGAAAACUUGCACUCAGAAAGUUCGCCGUUAAAGCCUAA
Molecule: messenger RNA, 369 nt
Organism: Caenorhabditis bovis
Lineage: Eukaryota; Metazoa; Nematoda; Chromadorea; Rhabditida; Rhabditidae
Source: the annotation of a GenBank genome assembly